UAUAACCAUUUAAUUUGAUCAAAAAAAAUUCAAUCCGUGCUGGUUGCCUAGCAGGGCUACUACUGAAAAAUUAUUAAGAACUUUCUUUUAUUUUAUUUUAUAACAACCGAAUUCUACUGACCAAGUUUUGAGUAAGUUUUCGGUUUGACACAAUUCCGUUUCAUCGAAGAAGCAACGCAACUGGCUAUACCUGUGGCUAUUGUAUUCAGUUUUCUAAUAUACAACGAGCAAGUAGUGAAAGCAGAAAUAGCAGACAAGUGUCGUUCGCCAAAGAAGAAAUUUAGCAAGUAGUCAGUGCGAAUGCAACAGCGGUACGGCCUGUGAGUGCAAUUUCUUGAGGUGCGUUUAUGAUCCUUCGAGCCUCCUCUUUAAUUUCGGUACUACUCGAGGUUUAGGACUAGGAUUAAGUCAAUAGGUUAAGAUGACGUCGAUAAUGCACUUAGUUGUAGAAAAUUAUAGUGAAUUUGCACAAUCGAGAGAUCCCAUGGUAGACUCAUGGCUAUUUAUGAAAUCUCCUGUACCUGUAGUGGCGAUACUCCUAACCUACCUCAUCUUCGUACUGAAAAUAGGACCAAAUAUUAUGAAACACAGGAAACCACUUCACCUCAAAUUACUUAUGAUAGUUUACAAUGCUUAUCAAGUACUAUUUAGUCUGUGGUUAUGUUCGCAAGCCUUAUAUGUUCAGAAACCUAUACAACUGCUUACUCGGAGUUGUAACAAUCCGUCAAACAACAGGGAGCUACAAGAAAUAGUAUACAAUUCAGCUUGGUGGUACUUCUUCUCAAAAAUAGUUGAACUAUUGGACACUGUGUUCUUCGUACUUAGGAAAAAGCAGUCGCAAGUUACAUUUUUACACGUGUAUCAUCAUGCGAUAACAAUGUUCUUUUCAUGGGGAUAUUUGAAAUUUUUACCUGGGGAACAAGGUCUAGUUAUUGGAUUUCUAAAUUCACUAGUCCACGUUGUGAUGUACUUUUACUAUUUCUUGUCAGCUUUGGGUCCAAAAUACCAGAAGUACUUGUGGUGGAAGAAAUACAUGACCUGGAUUCAACUGACCCAAUUUUGCAUCAUGUUGGCCUACCUAGUCUUCAUAAUCGCCAUAGACUGCAAGCUCCCCAAAGCUUUGACAUUCUUCUUCGUCGGUAAUGUAGUAAUCUUCCUGUACCUCUUCAGUGACUUCUACAGGAAAGCCUACAACUCCAAAAAUGCGAAAGGCGUUACUGCUGUUGAACCACUCGGGACAAAAACGAACGGUCAUGCGAUUACCACGACGAAUAAAGUGAAAGCUCAUUAGAUUUAAUAAAUUUUAUAUUUAUUUCUUGUUUUGUUAUGUAUCUAAUAAUUAUACACGGUGGUCCAAGUGUACGGAAUGUCUUCGAUAGUGAGUUGGUUAAUUUUUUCUUCACUGUUCACUGAUGAUGUUUAAGUGUCCAUAUCUUGUUUAAUAAAACUGAUUCAUUUACAUUUCAUAAGAAUUUCUAUGAUGUGUAGUACACAAUCUUCAUUUCCUAUGCGUGUAUAUUCGAUUCGAAAAUGAUUUUAAACUAAAUCUAAUAAUGAUAUACUUUAAAGGUAUUACAAAAUCAUAUUUAAGUUUUUAUUAUUUUUUAUUUAAAAAAAAAUUUAUUAAUUGAAAUUCAGUUUACAGUAUAUUAGAAUAUGAAUAACUAAGACCAGAUAGAAAAAUUUGUUUAAUUUAUUUAUCACCAGUGAUUUUUAAGAUAUUCUGAAAAAUACAUGGACCAUUCUGUAUUUGAUAAUAUUUGUACAGGGUUAGUCUCAAAGAGAUGAAUGCUAUCAGAUAUUUAUUGUUAAAAUAAUAGAAUAUUUUUUAAAUAUCUUAAUUAUACAUACUACGUAUUUUGUGAUGCCUGGUGAUCACAAAUUGUGGUCACCACAGAACUAUAUCAAAAAUAAAUAAAUUGUAGAAAAUAGUUUCUUUUUGUGGAAAGGAGGUUAACCACUUUUUGUUUACUUAAUAUUUAUUUAUAAAUCAAAAGUAAUUUUAAUUAAAUAUAGCUUGCUAUCAAUAUUUCUUUCUGAAAUAUUGAAAUAUUUGUAGAUUUUUUCAAUAUUGUAUUUAUAAAAUUAUUUUGAUUAAAAAUAACUGAUGCAUAUUAUAUAAAGGCCAUUAAAUUGUAAAAUAAACUUUUUCACUUUUGGGUAAGUCAGUUUUCUUCCCCUUUUGCAGUAUUUUUCUACAAUAUUCCUUUAGUAGAUAUUAUAUUAUUUAUAUCCAUGAAAAAGUUUUAUAUGAGUGUUAUGGACUUUUUUGAAUAUUUUUAUUGUAUUUGUUAAAUUGUUUACUAAUAGGCAAAUGUUUUUAAAUUCAUAAUGUAAUUUUAUUUGGAAAAGUUACCCGACUGUUAUAUUACUAAAAAAUAUUUGUUAUUAGCAAAAAGUGAAUACGGAACAGAACAAUAUUGAAACUACACAUACUUGAAAUAUUAUUUAACAGCAGUUUUACCAAAAUUAUUUGUAGUUUUCAAUUUUCUUAUUCCCUACACUUUUUGCUGUUUAUUGGUCGGAUUGGUGAGAUUGGCCAGACAUUCUUCUGAUCAAAUAUCCCGUUUAUCGUUGUUACUUAACACCUUAAGAGCCACGCGGUGUAAUGCGCGUGCCACACCCAAUUUAAAUCUUCGGGCCACGCUGCACAUGUGUUGUUUCCGAGUAUAGCAGUAGGAAUAUUCAUAAAAAAAAGUUGGUCAAUGGGACCAGAAAUUCUGAUUGCAUGGUGGCCCUUAACGUGUUAAUAAUCAAUAUGUUCAUUCCAAUAUAUGUUUUAUAUAUUUUUGGAAUGAGUGCUGUGUGCAUUUGAUUGGCAAAUAGAAAUAAAUGAAUUAUAAAUAGUU
Molecule: messenger RNA, 2849 nt
Organism: Psylliodes chrysocephalus
Lineage: Eukaryota; Metazoa; Arthropoda; Insecta; Coleoptera; Chrysomelidae
Source: the annotation of a GenBank genome assembly